GUUCUUUGGAAUCAUAUUGGAAACUUCAUAGAAAUAUGUGAAUUUGUCGAGUAAUAUACCUGUAACUUCCCUAGUGAUAUUUGGGAAAUUUCGGAUGCGUGCUGCGCCCUUAAAAAUUCAAACGCAAAAACGUAGUCCCUCUUGAGUCUGAAGAUUAACUUAACACUGAGAUGAUAAAACGAAAACUUUAUGUGACAAAUAUAAUUUAAAAAAUAAUUUUCUUUGCAUUUACUGAAAUUUUGAUCGUUUAUUUAAUUAUUAAUGACCAAGCGUAUUUUUAUUUCAUUUUCACCCGGUGUUUGUGAGCUGCCGUGUUUAGCCAACCAAUAAACUGUUUGAGAGGGAAAUCUAGAAAUAUUCAAAACUAUUUUUACUGGUGGAAAUAUGCCGUCAAAUGUUGAAAUCAAGGCUAGGGUGAAAGACGUCGAACAUCUCAAGAAACUUGCAGCACACUUUAGCGGCAGCGAGCCAACAGUUAUAGACCAAGAAGACACAUUUUUCAACGUACCGAAUGGUCGACUUAAAUUGAGAAAGAUGAAGGGACAGCAAUCACAGCUGAUUUUCUACAAGAGAAGUGACGAGACAGGCCCGAAGUCUUCGGAUUACAAUUUCUUUCACACGGAUGAUCCAGAGAGCCUAGAGACGACCCUACAGUCGGCCCUUGGAGUGAAGGGAAAAGUUAAGAAAAUUCGGCUUCUCUAUCUGGUUGGUCAGACACGUGUGCACGUGGAUAAUGUUGAAGGACUGGGAAAUUUCAUGGAGUUAGAGGUUGUCAUGAAGGAUGGUCAAAGCGUAGAAGAGGGACAAGCAGUCGCCAAUGAAUUAAUGAAGAAACUGGAUGUACACGAAUCAGAUCUUAUUUCUGGUGCUUAUAUGGAUUUAAUUCUGAACAAUAAACAAUCUGGUUAAAUUA
Molecule: messenger RNA, 913 nt
Organism: Mercenaria mercenaria
Lineage: Eukaryota; Metazoa; Mollusca; Bivalvia; Venerida; Veneridae
Exons: 5
Coding region: 385-909 (174 amino acids)
Source: RefSeq, a predicted model, not a curated record